Messenger RNA from Aspergillus oryzae RIB40, 2562 nucleotides. It is a transcript of the gene mph1, whose product is annotated as 3'-5' DNA helicase. NCBI's taxonomy places the organism in Eukaryota, Fungi, Ascomycota, Eurotiomycetes, Eurotiales, Aspergillaceae. The transcript has a single exon. Gene Ontology annotation, biological process: replication fork reversal; double-strand break repair via synthesis-dependent strand annealing; interstrand cross-link repair. Gene Ontology annotation, molecular function: ATP binding; four-way junction helicase activity; hydrolase activity. The record is from RefSeq and is a predicted model, not a curated record. The coding region runs from base 1 to 2562 and encodes 853 amino acids.
AUGACAUCCCGAAACCAAACAGACCAACCGCCUAUUGGAGAGCAGGUAUGGUCUCCACCACAAAAGGAUGAGCCCCCGACGCAGCAUAAGCUAGAUCACGACGCUCUUAGUACCUGGGUCUACCCAACGAACCUUGGGAAAACGAGAGACUAUCAAUUCAAUAUCGCUCAAAAAGGGUUAUUUCACAACCUGCUUGUAGCACUCCCCACGGGUCUAGGAAAGACUUUUAUCGCUGCGACAAUUAUGCUCAACUGGUUUCGAUGGACCGAAAGUGCCCAAAUUAUUUUCGUAGCACCCACAAAACCUCUUGUGGCUCAGCAAAUCUCCGCCUGUUUUGGUAUAGCAGGAAUUCCACGGUCCCAGACAACCAUGCUCACCGGCGAGGCUGCACCGGGUAUUCGAGCAGAAGAAUGGCAAAAUAAGCGGGUGUUUUUUAUGACCCCACAAACCCUGAUCAAUGAUCUCAAGUCCGGCAUAGCAGACCCAAAACGGAUUGUCCUGCUUGUUGUUGAUGAAGCACAUCGCGCUACAGGUGGCUAUGCGUACGUGGAAGUUGUGAAGUUCCUUCGCCGAUAUAACCAGAGCUUCCGUGUCCUGGCUCUGACGGCGACUCCAGGCUCCACGGUGGAGUCUGUUCAGGCCGUCAUCGAUGGACUUGAUAUUGCCAGGGUCGAAAUACGCACGGAACAAUCUCUCGAUAUCCGGGAGUACGUUCAUUCGAGGAACACCGAAGUCCAGACGUUCAAGAACUCUGAGGAGAUGGUACUCUGUAUGGACCUUCUAUCUAAAACGUUACAACCGCUUGUCGACCAGCUCCGCACCCUCAACGCGUAUUGGGGAAGAGACCCAAUGAUGCUCACUGCAUUUGGGCUCACUAAGUCUAGACAACAGUGGAUGGCUUCGGAUGCCGGUCGAAACGCACACUUUGGACUCAAGGGCAAGGUCAACGCAAUAUUCACCGUUCUCGCCAGCUUGGCACAUGCUAUCGAUCUUCUCAAGUAUCACGGAAUUACGCCCUUCUAUCGUCACCUCUUGCACUUCCAGUCCAACACAGAGGGCCAGAAAGGUGGCAAAUACCAACGACAAGUUGUUCAGGAUGAGAGCUUUAAAAAGCUUAUAAAUCAUCUUCAGCCGUGGACCAAGAAUCCGGAGUUUAUCGGGCAUCCAAAGUUGGAAUAUCUGAAAUCGGUUGUUCUGAAUCAUUUUAUGGAUGCUGGUGAAGGGUCCAAUGGAGAAGCAAGUGACAGCCAGUCAUCCACGAGAAUUAUGAUUUUUGUACACUUCCGGGACAGUGCCGAAGAAGUGACGAGGGUGCUGAAAAGAUAUGAGCCCAUGAUCCGGCCUCACGUUUUCGUUGGGCAAUCCAGCGCGAAGGGGUCUGAGGGCAUGGGCCAAAAGACCCAACUUGAUAUAGUGCAAAAGUUCAAAAAGGGCACGUACAAUACAAUUGUCGCAACCUCCAUUGGCGAGGAAGGUUUAGAUAUCGGAGAAGUCGACCUCAUCGUAUGUUAUGACUCUUCUGCAUCGCCUAUUCGGAUGCUUCAGCGGAUGGGACGUACGGGACGAAAGAGAGCUGGAAACAUCGUCCUCCUCCUUAUGGAGGGCAAGGAGGAAGAGUCGUACAUCAAAGCCAAGGACAACUAUGAGAAGAUGCAACAAAUGAUUGCUAGUGGAUCCCGCUUUACCUUUCACGAUGAUAUCUCCCCCCGUAUUCUGCCUGCGGGGAUACGGCCGGUAGCGGAUAAGCGCCAUAUUGAUAUCCCAGACGAAAAUGCGGAACAGAGCUUACCAGAGCCAAAAAGACGAGGACGAGCUCCUAAAAGGCCACCGAAGAAGUUCCACAUGCCUGACAAUGUCGAAACCGGCUUCACUAAGGCUUCAUCCCUAACAGCGGGACCCAAAUCAAAAGCUGAGAAGAGUAGGAAGCCUCGGACGCCGACCCCGGAGCCGGUGGAGAUACCGGCUCUUGAAGAAGUUGUACUGACCUCGGCACAGCAAAGAGAGCUGGAGCAACACUAUCGCAAUAUUGGGGCCGCUAGCCCACAAUUCAUCCGCAACCCUCGCAAUGAUGCAUUUCCUCGCCUCCAGCUCGUCGCAAGACCUACCAAGGUCGUGAAACACGGAUCUUUGACACGUCGUAUGAUUGGAACAUUGCAAAAGAUGAAUAACGUUGGUCCGGAUUGUGGAGACCGCUUUAAGAAGAUUCUUGCCCUGGAAUCAGCUAGGCAGGGCGACUCGGUGAUCCCUAAUCGGUCGCCUCGUCAUGAGCGUCGUAGAAGACUAUCAAAAACUAAACCCCGUUAUAACCAUUUAUCCACAUCGGUAGAUAAGGAGACAUUGUCUACUGAGGACUCUCAACUGGUGACCCCGGAACAUCUAUUGUCUUCUGUUGUGAAGGGCCAGAAACAGCAGCCGUUUUAUUCGUCCCAAAGGAGCAAGGAUGAUGACUCGGACGAUAACUUCGAUCCCCCUGACCUCGCUACCCUUCUUACUCGAAGCGCUGAGCGCAAUAAUGCACAUAAAACAAGUCGAUUCGUUGUCAGUGAUGACAGCGACGACUAA